CAUACACUAUACUUCGAAACAUAGAACCAAAUAACAUAGAAUUGACAAUAGGACCCAAUAAAAAGCGCAUCGUUCAUAAAGAUAGGCUAAAGAGGGCCUAUCUACCAAUCAGCAACAUAGAUUAAACGUGAAAAUCGAUGCAAAAAUCAACUAGGUUCAUGAACACGCGCAUGCGCACUAACGAAAAAACCGAAAAACCGUUGGAAGCAACAAGUAGUAGCAUUCUAAAGAGAACGGUCAACGAGACAAGAACAAAGUGGACAAGAAAAAACGUGAAAACAAACAAAUAUUGAGAGAAGUGAACAGAUAUAUAAGAACGAUGCAUUUACAACAAUCCAUCGUCGACGUCCUAUGUAUUGAGGAUUUCAUCCCGGCAUUCGAAUAUAUAAACAAUCUACAGAUGGGAAGAAUGUGCAUAAUGUGCGCAAGGAGGGCUCAUGAGGGAGCUCACGAGCAAUGGCUCCACAUUGGAAGUCACCAUUUUAUAUUAAAAGAACAAGGCGACAAGCAGUCGCACUGCAUAGCUUGCAGAAGAGAAAUUUCAAUGAUACAACCCGCUAUAGCCUGCACCAAAUGCCAGCAAGCUUAUAGAAACAUGGAUCAAUCCGACAAACAAGCAUUCGAAAGAGGGAUUCUCCUGCCCUCAGAAGAUCCUAAUGUCUUUUAUUUGAAACAAAUAUUUCAAUAAUAAGUGUAAAACAUUCAGUACAAAAUAAAUAAAUAUUAAUUGCCAUUCUUACAAAAGUAUUUUAUUCAUCGAACCCAUAACCGCCAUUAUGGUCCUUCCCGCAAGAGAAAAGACAGAAAAAAUAGGUUAAAGAAAGAAAGAAGGCAUAAAGCGCCACCUACGCAAACGCCAUAUUUGAUUUUAAAAAUUUCUAACUACUAAAAUGACACGACGUGCAGGAAAAAGACAGCAAUUAAAACGUUUAAGAAAAGCCUUGAAAAAACUAAAUGAGACUCCAACACAACAAAAACAGGAAGCAGACACACCAUGGAGGUUAACCCUCAUUGAAAUCCCGGAAAUAAACUGGAAAACCUAUAAGAAGACAGAUAAAAAGGAUCCAAGACGAAAACAUGCAAGGAUCCUCAAAUAUUUUGGAAAUCUGGCAGCAUCCCCCAGAAACGACGAAGAAAGAUGUUUAUGCAAAUUCUGCUCCGGAAAACGAACAACAACCAAAGAGUCUCUUGAGGACAAGAGACUAACACAGGGGGAAGGCUGUAACAUCCAGCAGGAAGAGGAGUAA
Osmia bicornis bicornis is the source of this 1247-nucleotide messenger RNA. RefSeq lists its product as uncharacterized. Bases 891 to 1247 code for a protein of 118 amino acids. The record is from RefSeq and is a predicted model, not a curated record. The transcript is spliced from 3 exons. Lineage: Eukaryota; Metazoa; Arthropoda; Insecta; Hymenoptera; Megachilidae.